AUGUUUCCAUACCAAACUCCUCCUGAUGGCUACCCCAACAACCCUGGACAGCAAAAUCUGCAGUCGUUCUCCUAUUCGACCUUUGUGGAUCCUUCGCUGCAACGACGUGGCUCUGGAUCCAGACGGCCCCGAGCAAAAUUCAGCUGCCAGAACUGCCACAAUAGAAAAGUACGAUGCGACAUCUCGGUCAAAAACGACAACCUGUCCAACGCAACCUCCUUCAUCCCCUGCACCAAUUGCAAGCUAAACGGCACAACAUGUCAGGCUUUCGAACGCAAAAAAAUGUACGACACAAAGAGGAAAAGACAGCAGUCCACGCAGGACCUGUUGCGCUCGGCUAGCGGCAAGGGUUCUUCAGACCUGCAGAAAAAUGCCGAAUUUGCUCCUGAAUUAUUUCUCGCUGCCAAUUUGGACUCGAUCACCGUGAAACCACAUAAUUUAUCGGACAACCGGGUUUCCAAGAUAGUCUCUCACAAACUGUGUCCGGAUCCUAUCUUCCUCGAUGACUACUAUGGCACAACGAGCCCAAACCUCAUCGUGAGCGAGCACACAAGGCUCGAUCGAAUAAAAAGUGACACACUGAAGGUGCCUCCUUUGGAGGUGUGCUGGCUGCUGAUCGACCGCUUUUUCGACAAACUCAACUACCAGCUACCCAUUGUCAAUCGCGAGGCAUUCUACGAGCAGAACCAGAACCUACGCACACCGUCUUCUGCGUUGCUUCUGCUCGCCAUUUUGUUUGCCGGCUCGAGGGACAUUGACAGCGACCGGUGGUCCCCUGCACAGCUCCAGCAGCAAAAAACCAUCACACAGCGUCUUUUCCAAAAGGCCCGACUUGCAUACGAGACAGAGAUCGAGACAGAGCCACUAUGUAUCGUCCAGACUCUCGUUAUCUUCAGCUGUCACGCUCCGCACUAUACCAGCAGAGACCCGUUCUACUGGAUCGAACUCGCACUGUUUACUGCCGAGCAGUACGGUUUCCAUGUUUCCAACAGCCCGGAGCUCCGCGUCGUCUGGUGGAUCGCAUACACUCAGUACCAUCUGCUGCACCUGGCUCAUGUGAUCAAACCAAACCACCCGCCUAUCCAGCAUGUCACAGAGGCCGAUCUCAAGCUUUACGGGCUGGAUCAGUUGCAAUGCGAGUACCUAAUGGUGCUAAUGCACAUGUGCACGGUGCACACGCAAGCAUGGACAAUUCCUCCGGACGACAAUACCGCGAUGAGAAUCGACAUGUUGUGGGCAGAGUGGUUCCACAGGCUCCCGAAAAGCCUGAUUUAUCGCAUCGACUCGCGGGCCACUAAAUCGGUCCUGUGUCUGGUGAUCAAUAUGGUGCACCAGGCGUUUCUAAUAAUCAACCAUAGGGCCAAUGUUAGACGAUUGACCCGCAACGGGCCCGUUUCCACGGAGUAUUUCCCAUCAUGGGCCAUCACCAUCAAAAGUGCAUACCUGAUCUCUGCAAGCACGCAGAAUCUGGCCGAGAUCAAUGAGCUGCGACACUUCCUAGGCAUCUUUCCGCAGCUACUGUACAUAUCGUGUCUUGGAUACCUUCUGCACAUCCACAGCGAGGACCUGAGAGUCAGAGAGAUCGCACGAAACAAAAUCAACUUUAAUCUCCACCAUCUCGACAGCAUGAGCUAUAAGUGGCCUGUUGCCAAUCAGCUUGUAUACCAAAUACGAAGACGUCUGGAGCUGAAAUACGUUGCACCUCAAAUCCAGAUCUGCUCGACUCCUAGCGGGACGUUCGACGUUGCCCAACUGUAUCACUGCUUCCUAUCGAAGUCAAGAACCUCCAUUCCUAAUUUGAUCCAGUCCCAAGAAUCUGAAAGCGACGACUUUGUCUAUUUGUCGAGGAAGUUCGAGCUGGGAGACGUUUUCUGGAACCCGCAAAUGGUCACAUACCCGGGCAUAGAGUUACAGAAUCAGCUUCGGGUUCCGGAUGACCACCUCUCGUUCGUGUUUUCGUGA
Messenger RNA from Ogataea parapolymorpha DL-1, 1962 nucleotides. RefSeq lists its product as uncharacterized. The record is from RefSeq and is a predicted model, not a curated record. The transcript has a single exon. Bases 1 to 1962 code for a protein of 653 amino acids. Gene Ontology annotation, biological process: regulation of DNA-templated transcription; DNA-templated transcription. NCBI's taxonomy places the organism in Eukaryota, Fungi, Ascomycota, Pichiomycetes, Pichiales, Pichiaceae. Gene Ontology annotation, molecular function: zinc ion binding; DNA-binding transcription factor activity, RNA polymerase II-specific; DNA binding.